UUUCUUGUAACUGCCAUAUUGACUUCUGGGCGGUCUGGACAGCGGUGUGGACAGCUUGUUACAUCAGAAUUAGCUGGAUUGGAGAAAUUACACAUUCAAGAGUAGGAGAUAGAAGAAAUAUAAUCUUUGAUCCUGACGGGACACUUUUGCGCAACAUGGUGGCUGAGCAAGAGACUAGGGGGCAAGCCAAGGAAAACGAGAACAAUGGUUUGAUGCUGCACAUCACAGGCUCCAUAUCGUCGGCUUUGAGACAGUGGUAAACGGACGAGCUAGUAGGCUACCAACCAUCGAGGGAGGGAGUGAAGGCAUAAAGAAAGAAGAGGGUGGGAGGAGAGAGAGAGAGAGAGAGAGAGAUGAGACAACGUGAAUGAAGGGGAAAAAAUCUCAUGUGACCCCGCGUGAAAACCGUGAUGCAGUUUAAUGAAACCAGUUAGCAAAGAGAAAUAACUGAACCGCCAGUUCGAAAAUACCGUCCAAAUAAGGGAGUAUAAAGUAGCCUUAUCCGCAGUGUGUGGCUUUAAGGUUAGCCCAUCUCCUUUAAGCACCUGAGCCGGAUCUCAUCCGGAUGACCAAGAAGAGGCAAUAAGCGGAACACGGUACAGAAGCGGGAGAAGCAAGAAACGAGCAGCCUAACAUCGGUCGCUGUGACACUGCAGUGUCCAUUAUUUCAUAGUUGAAUUGGGUGAGGGGGCAUCGGGAGUAACAUUGUUGCGGCUGCGGUUCCGAAGGUGCGCACAUGUCGGCACGUUCUAAUUCGCCAUCCCCGCCCUGCGCGGAUGCUGCUCACUGGGUCUGACAGCAGCGGUGGACCUUUUGCAGAAUAAAGGAGUAGUGCAUGAGCAGCAGGAGACGACGGCGAGACAGAGGGGAUCUAGUAUAGAGAAAGAUUUGGUGAUGAGGUGGUCGUUUCAUAUCGAUAAAGGAUGUAUUUUGUAACCUUCUGUGGAGAAGAGAGACGACUGAUGUUGUUCUGAAUUUGAGCAUAUCGCCUUUAACAACAAGAAUACCGAAAUGCACGAGUAACGGGAAAAAUAAUCGGCUGGUUUGUUUUUUCUUUCUGCAUCUUCAUACACCUCAGUGAUCUUAAAUAUAUAAAUAAAGACCAAAUUUAGGCCGAUGACUUGCUGAUGACGCCAAUACGGCAAAGCCUCCACUAUAGUAGCGAUACAUGUGCACCCUCCUGUUUCAACAUGGGAAUAUAAAUCUAUAUUAUUCGACUCUUUGUUUCUGAGAUGUAUCUAUUUUUAAAUCGAGCCCACUUAAACGGGUUUGCUAAAGCAGUCACCCUGGGCGAAUCGAAUUGAGCACCAAGUACCAUUGGCUUCCUAUAAGCUUCAAAACAAGACCCUAGCAGUUAAUUUAUUUUCUGAUCUGGAUUAUUAUUAACCGUCUCAGUUAGACCAAUCGCCGAAAAAGACUUUAUUUUUUACGGUGUCCACUUAUUGUCAAGUACAUAACGACUCCCCUGGUUGCAUCCUCCGAAAGCAUCAUCACUGCAGCGAUGGAGACUCCCACGAAGCUGCCUCCUUCCAGCCCUUCUUCACCUACUACGGGCUUUUCGGUGCCCAGCGCGGAGAAAGUGGAUGGCUUUCCCCGUCGCUCAAUGCGUCGUGCACGGCAGCGACGGUCACACAGCUCCUCACAGUUCCGUUACCAGAGCUCUCAAGUGGAGCUAACACCGCUGCCUUUAUUGAAAGAUACACCUGUGGCCGAGCUGCAUGACCUGUUCUGUAAGAAGCUGCAACAAUGUUGUGUGCUCUUCGACUUCCUGGACUGCGUGGCCGACCUCAAGGGCAAAGAGAUCAAACGCGCCGCCCUCAACGAACUGGUGGAGAGCCUUGCCACCAACAGAGGGGUUCUGAUCGAGCCUCUCUACCCCGAAAUCAUCAAGAUGAUUUCGGUGAAUAUCUUUCGAACACUGCCACCCAGCGAGAACCCUGAGUUUGACCCAGAGGAAGAUGAACCUACAUUGGAGGCCUCCUGGCCUCACCUACAGCUGGUGUACGAGUUCUUUUUACGGUUCCUUGAGAGUCCAGACUUUCAGCCUUCCAUGGCCAAGCGGUACAUUGACCAGAAGUUUGUCCUUCAGUUAUUGGAGUUAUUUGACAGUGAGGACCCAAGGGAAAGGGAAUACCUGAAAACUAUUCUGCACCGUGUCUAUGGCAAGCUGCUUGGCCUUCGAGCCUAUAUCCGCAAACAAAUCAACAACAUCUUCCUCAGGUUUAUAUAUGAAACUGAGCAUUUCAAUGGUGUUGCAGAACUGCUUGAAAUUCUAGGCAGUAUCAUAAAUGGCUUUGCUCUACCUUUGAAGUCGGAGCAUAAGCAGUUCCUGGUGCGAGUCCUGAUCCCUCUUCACACGGCCAAAUCUCUCUCCAUCUUUCACGCACAGCUGGCGUAUUGUGUGGUCCAGUUCAUGGAGAAGGACGCCACGGUUACAGAAUCGAUCAUCCGAGGACUGCUCAGAUACUGGCCAAAAACAUGCACCCAGAAAGAGGUCAUGUUCCUUGGGGAGAUUGAGGAGAUCCUGGACGUGAUUGAGCCGUCCCAGUUCAUCCGGGUCCAGGAGCCACUCUUCAAACAGAUCGCUGCCUGCAUCUCCAGCCCUCACUUCCAGGUGGCUGAGCGGGCUCUGUACUUCUGGAAUAAUGAGUACAUUCUGAGUCUGAUCGAGGAGAACUGUCAGGUGAUCCUGCCUCUGGUCUUUUCCACCCUCUACAGAGUCUCCAAAGAGCACUGGAAUCAGACGAUUGUAUCUCUCAUCUACAAUGUCCUGAAGACCUUUAUGGAGAUGAAUAGCAAGCUCUUUGAUGACCUCACUGCCUCCUACAAAGUGGAGAAACAGAAAGAGCUGAAGCGUGAGCGUGAGCGUCUGGAGUUGUGGCGCGGCCUGGAGGAGCAGCAGCAGAGGCGGCUGCAGAGCCUGAUGGAGGCCAGCAGGAACCAGAAGAACCUGCAGGGGCGAGAGAGCGCUCCCCAGAGCCCGGCGGAAAGCAGCACGGCCAACGCCACCUAGAACCUGCAAGCAGACACACACACACACACACACACACACACACACAUAUGUGCACACAAACACACGCACAUGCACACACAC
Messenger RNA from Alosa sapidissima (American shad), 3094 nucleotides. RefSeq names its product protein phosphatase 2, regulatory subunit B', beta (gene ppp2r5b). Gene Ontology annotation, cellular component: protein phosphatase type 2A complex; cytosol; nucleus. Gene Ontology annotation, biological process: signal transduction; protein dephosphorylation. Gene Ontology annotation, molecular function: protein phosphatase activator activity. The transcript is spliced from 13 exons. Lineage: Eukaryota; Metazoa; Chordata; Actinopteri; Clupeiformes; Clupeidae. Bases 1502 to 3013 code for a protein of 503 amino acids. The record is from RefSeq and is a predicted model, not a curated record.